CACAUGUAAUAGGGCAGUGACAAGUCAAAUAUCCGUUAUCCAUGCUACCAUUUGCUUGUUGACAAAUAUGUGGUUGACAGUUCAUGCCAGGUCGUUAUUUGAACCUUCUAGCCGAAUUUUGUUUUAGUUUAAACCAGGAAGUGCACGAUUGUAACAUUAAACAACUUCCGGUUUACUUGCAUACCGUAAACAGGAUUUGCAUCAGCUACUGACAGCUCAUCUUAAGUGAAAACCUCUCAUGAAUCGCACCUAACUUCUACCAAAGAUCUCUUCGCGUAAGAACGACAAUGACGACUUCAAGGAUACUUGUUUUGACACUGUUAUGUUUUGUGCCUCACAUCAAAUGCUGGAAUGAAGGGGCAGUGUUACUGCGGGAUGUUCAAGUUCUUACAUUGUACAAAGGAAGAUAUACCACCGCUAGACGCACAAGUCCUGUCCUCCAGUUGCAGUGUGUUGGGGGAUCCGCAGGUUGUGGAUCUUUCGUCCCUGAAGUGGUCCAAUGUCAAAACAAAGGAUGGGAUGGAAUUGAUGUACAGUGGGAGUGCAAAGCUGACAUGGACAAUGCAUACCGUUUUGGACGCAUUGAAGUGAGCUGUGAAGGCUUCAACCAUCCUGAUGACGCCUACAUCCUGACGGGUUCCUGUGGGCUGGAAUACACUGUGGAACUGACCCAGGAAGGACAAAAUAGACAGUCGCACCAGAGCUGGGGUGGAGGAGGAGGAGGGAAACAAGGAGGAUGGGGCUCCAGUGGCUUCACACAGUUUGCAUCCAGCUUUUUCAACGGCUUCUCAGGCAACAGGCACCAGCAUCAGCAUGGAGGCCAUCAGCAAAGAGGCAGCUCGGGGUAUGGGCAGCCACAGUACCCAUCAGCGGAGGGAGAAGGACUUGGCGGGCUGAUCGUAGUGGGUGUGCUGCUCCUGCUGGCUUACGGAGUGUACAAGAUGUUCCUCUGUGGACCUCCGCAUGGUCAAGGCCAAGGGCAGGAGCGUUUCCCCAAUGACGGAGACUGGCAGAAUGGACAGAGUGGUCCUCCUCCUCCUGGGUUCAAGCCAGACUACAUGGGCACAGGUCAAUCCUCAGGCUAUCCAGGGUCAGGUCCUAACCCAAGUUAUGGUUUUGCUGACCAGUUCACCAGACCACAUAAUUCUGGCCAUCGCACAGGAGGAGGCUUUUGGACUGGCAUGGGUACAGGAGGAAUUCUGGGAUAUCUGUUCGGAAGUCAAAGGCGUCAGCCAAACACUGGUCAUUCCUGGGGUAACACCAACCCUGGCCACAGCUCUUGGGGAUCCAACACGACUGCUCCCAGGACCCCACCACCAAGCUCAGGAACCCGGACAGCCUCAGGAUUUGGUGGUACCAAAAGGCGCUGAAAUGAAGGAACUUGAUGAUGGGGACUUGGUGACAUUAUCUCCUUGUGAAAUGGUACUUCAACUGUGCAUUUUGAAUGUGAAAUCAGUGCUUUUAUUCUGGGUGUUGGUGUAUAGUUAUGGCUAUUGAAAAAAAAAAGAAUCUUUUAAUAUUUUUGUUUUGUUUUGUUUUAGGUGGUUUUUGAACCAUCCGCUGUAGAUGAACUUGCUUGUAUGUUUUACAAUUUUUUUAUAAACCUAUUGCAGCAUCAGUAUAUCCACCAUAUGAUAUUGGAACUGUACUGAUGGAGAUAAUGGGUUUGCGUGGUCAAAUUUUAUGAGCUCCAAAGACACCAACCAAUGCUUGCAUUGGCAUGUUUAGUGUUUAUUUAACAGACCAUGGUUUUUCAGUAAAUAUAAUAUUUGGGAA
This is a messenger RNA of Engraulis encrasicolus (European anchovy), 1776 nucleotides long. It is a transcript of the gene saraf, whose product is annotated as store-operated calcium entry-associated regulatory factor. NCBI's taxonomy places the organism in Eukaryota, Metazoa, Chordata, Actinopteri, Clupeiformes, Engraulidae. Gene Ontology annotation, biological process: regulation of store-operated calcium entry. Bases 288 to 1370 code for a protein of 360 amino acids. The transcript is spliced from 6 exons. Gene Ontology annotation, cellular component: endoplasmic reticulum membrane. The record is from RefSeq and is a predicted model, not a curated record.